UUUUCAUUCCCUUUCAUUGAUGAAUCUGUUAUAAAGGUUGAACAGAAUGAAGUGCCUCUGUACAAAAUGGUGUUUCCUGCGAAUCUGGAAAAACCAUCAAUGGCUUUCAUUGGUUACAUCCAACCAAUUGGUGCUAUAAUGCCAGUCUCUGAGAUUCAGGCUCGCUGGGCAACAAGAGUCUUCCAAGGUCUUGCCAAGCUUCCAUCCAUGAAUGAAAUGAAGGAAGAGAUCAACAAGAGAAAGAAAGACUUGGAGAACAGGUAUGUCAAAAGUGAGCGUCACACCAUACAAGUGGAUUAUGUACUAUACAUGGAUGAAAUGGCAGUAGAGGUAGGCUGCAAGCCCAACGUUAAGCAUCUUUUCCUGUCAGAUCCCAAGCUUGCCUGGGAGAUAUUAUUUGGUCCAUGUACACCUUACCAGUAUCGCCUCCGUGUGGACCAGGGCAAUGGAAGGAUGCCAGAAAAGCCAUUCUAUCUCAGAAGGAUCGCGUCAUAAAGCCAACAAAGACUCGCAUCACAGAUACUGAAAUGACCCACAGUUCAUUUAAUAUGCUUGUUAAGCUUCUGGGCAUCUUGGUGAUCUUUGCUGCCAUAUAUGUCUUAAUGUAA
This is a messenger RNA of Staurois parvus, 608 nucleotides long. The record is from the annotation of a GenBank genome assembly. NCBI's taxonomy places the organism in Eukaryota, Metazoa, Chordata, Amphibia, Anura, Ranidae.